CGUACAUUUUUUAUAACUACACAACAUGUCACCUGGUUUAAUUUGUCUGUUGCAGGUGCUGUGCUUAAUUGUCAAUUCUGACAUUGGUCAGAGCACAUUGACAACAGACCGUUCAGUGAAUGACGCGGAUGAAGUCGCCAACCUUUCCACUGAUGCUUCAGAGGUAUUAAAUGGUGAUGAAGCAAGCGAAUUUGAUAAUGAUGACACUCCCGAUGUAUCCAUAGCUGGUCCAGAACCUCGUGAGUUACGAACGGUUACUAAGAAACCGGCAACCAAGAAAGCUGUUACUAAGAAACCGGUCACCAAGAAAACGGUUACUAAAAGGACUGUUGCUAAGAAAACGGUUACCAAGAAAGCUGUGCCUAAGAAACCUGCAGUAAAAGUCAAGCCCCGUACGGGCAAUGCCAAACCUGCGGUUAAUCGCAUGAAGUCUAAGAAUAUGAAACGGAAACCUGCUAUUAAAGGCAAAGCGAAGAAUGUCUCACGCCGUAAAAAAAUUCUAGAUGCAAAAGAUUCAUACGUUCGUUACAAGGCUACCAUUCGAGAUCCAAGGCAUUUUUACGUAUCACAGGUAAAUUACGACAGUAGUGUACCCGGUAAGAACACCGUAUAUUUGUACUUUAAUAAACCUUUAUCUGAGGAUGAUAUUGCCAACCUGAUUAAGAAAAGUAGACUAGAAUUGGCUGAUAAAAACUAUACUUCCAUGGAUAUUAAAGACAUGUCAAAAAUCAAGCCUUCAGAUUACCACAGCAGUUGGGUUUACGAUGAGGAUUCUGAAAAGUUUUAUAACAUAAAGAACUUGAAAUAUAACAACCAAGGCGUGCCUAUUGAAGCUAAUACAAGUGAAAAUAGUGGAAUGAUCAGUACUUCAGACAGCACUAACAGUGAAUCCACAUCUAGCACUUCAUCCCUAAGCAGCCAACUCAGUAGCGAUAGCAGCGAUUCUAUGGUGUCUGAGAGCGACAGUACAGAAUCGCGUGUUACAACGGUUAUUGAUGAAGAUAAAGGAUCCACCAACGAAUCUCCGGAUGCUUCUGAAGAGUCUUCGUCAUUAUUAUCUGAAUCUAGCACAUCGAGUAAAAUGGGAUCGAAGAAAGUUUCGCAGCUGUCUAGUGAAUCAUCUGAGGAGAGUCUUACUUCAUCUAGUGAAGCAAAUAGCUCCUCGAUGAAAAGUUCGACAUCAUCUUUGAAUAAAUCCGAGGAAGGUAGUACUGAUAGUGAACAAUCAGUCGUAUCAAAUUCGACAAAGAUAGUUGGCAAGAAAGGUUCAAGUACAACAUCGGGUGACAGCGAAGAAGGAUCCGAGGGUGAAGCAAAUAGCUCCUCGAUUAAAAGUUCGACAUCAUCUUUGAGUAAAUCCGAGGAAGGUAGUACUGAUAGUGAACAAUCAGUCGUAUCAAAUUCGACAAAGAUAGUUGGCAAGAAAGGUUCAAGUACAACAUCGGGUGACAGCGAAGAAGGCUCCGAGGGUGAAGCAAAUAGCUCCUCGAUGAAAAGUUCGACAUCAUCUUUGAAUAAAUCCGAGGAAGGUAGUACUGAUAGUGAACAAUCAGUCGUAUCAAAUUCGACAAAGAUAGUUGGCAAGAAAGGUUCAAGUACAACAUCGGGUGACAGCGAAGAAGGCUCCGAGGGUGAAGCAAAUAGCUCCUCGAUGAAAAGUUCGACAUCAUCUUUGAAUAAAUCCGAGGAAGGUAGUACUGAUAGUGAACAAUCAGUCGUAUCAAAUUCGACAAAGAUAGUUGGCAAGAAAGGUUCAAGUACAACAUCGGGUGACAGCGAAGAAGGCUCCGUGGGUGAAGCAAAUAGCUCCUCGAUGAAAAGUUCGACAUCAUCUUUGAAUAAAUCCGAGGAAGGUAGUACUGAUAGUGAACAAUCAGUCGUAUCAAAUUCGACAAAGAUAGUUGGCAAGAAAGGUUCAAGUACAACAUCGGGUGACAGCGAAGAAGGCUCCGAGGGUGAAGCAAAGACGUUUAUCUCAACGGCAGAGAUAAACCUUUCUAACAAGAACGCUGCAUCAUCUUCAUCUGAUGAAUCAAGCGAAUUGAAUGAGGAAGGUUCUUCUUCGACUAGUUCCACAACUACAUUUAAGAAAAAAGGGAAUAAAUCUAAGUCCGUUGCUAGUGACGAGGUUUCGGAAGACGGUAGCAACAUCACUAGCACUACCAUUACGACUAUCGGCCGUAAGAAAAUAGUCGGUGGCAAGGGCACGAGUGAUACCGACGUAAAUAGUGAAAGCAAAUCGGAAAGUUAUACGUAUAGUUUAGUAGAUGAUGAUGGGAAUCCAUCGGAUAGAAGUGGCCAUAGUGAAAUUAUAGGGGAUGAAAUAGCUUCCAAUGAGUCUGGUGAUGGCACACCCGUUUUAACUGGUUUCAAGCGUUUAAACGAGGAUGGUGAAGUAGUGCAAGGGCCUCAAUUGCCUACCAGCACCAUUGACAGUUCGGAUGAGGUAGAUGGCGUGAAAUCUGUUAAGAAGGGUAAACUUUCACCACUGUGGUCGCGAAGGCGUCUACAGAACGAAGUGAUAAAGACAAAAAAGGACGUCAAGGUUUUACAGAAGGAAGUUGUGAACACUAAGAAAGUCGUUAGUGUAUUAAAGAACGACAUGAGCAAGACAGUUGGUAAAUUAGACGAAGUAGUUAGGCUUUAAAGAGUUUUUAUUGUG
This is a messenger RNA of Babesia bovis T2Bo, 2662 nucleotides long. RefSeq lists its product as uncharacterized. Bases 26 to 2647 code for a protein of 873 amino acids. The transcript is spliced from 3 exons. The record is from RefSeq and is a predicted model, not a curated record. Lineage: Eukaryota; Apicomplexa; Aconoidasida; Piroplasmida; Babesiidae.